CAACUCCAAGUGGCAGAAGAAGAAGGAACUCAGUUGUCGUGUUCCCGCUUAGUUGCGGUGUUACUCCUAGAGUUAUAGUUCAAGUCGUUCUUUAAUCUGGGAUCUAUUUUGCGGACAAGAUCAUCGCUUUUAGGAGAAACACGAACUUUCACUUGAAAAAGCGACUUGUAGGUAGAGCGUUAACAGCAGGUGACGUCAUCAUGAGAUAAGGGGCGUAACAAAUCAUGUGUAAUAAUUGCCAGGUAUUCUGAGAUUGUCUCCAUCGAUUACAUAACAUGGCUUUCAUUACAUCACCCCUCUAUUGUAUGUAAAUAGACCGUUAGAGAUGACAAGACAGGAAUGACAGUAAGCUUAGACUUACGAAAGAGGUGCAUGAACACGCAGGAAAUACGACGAUACUCGGCCAUCGAUCCUUUUUCUUCUUCUUCCGCGAAGACUGGAGCGAAUUGACUCAUUCGAGCGACGCUCUUUCUCAGGAAUAGUUGCAUAUUCUCAGCGUUCUUCCCUCUGCCGUGUUUGAAGGAAAUUUCUACAUAUAAUCUAGAAAAGGAGUAGUAAAUAAUGUCAGCUGUAGUGAAAGAUUUAACGUUUUAGAAAUCGAGAAGUGAUUGCGUAGCUUAUUUUUAUGCAUUUACCAGAAAAGUAAGCAUUGCGGUUGAUACUACUCCACUGUGGCGUGAAGAAUUCGUGAGUGUUAGAAAGAUAAGCAAUCGUCAUUAAGUUAUCUCAUUAUCUCUUCCAAACAAACUUAUCUUUAUAACAAUCAGUGUCCGAUUAACGUCCGAGUGAAAACAGUGCAACAUAAUACGUUCAAAGAGACACGCAGAUGCUCUAAGGUAUAGACCAAUGUGAGAGAGAGAGAGAAAAAUGAAUGUGUUGACAUCAACGCUACUCUUACUGGGGCUUAGUGCGACUGCGCUGUCUCAGCUUGGCGAAACCAAACCAAGUGUGGCGACGAGUCAGCCUUCCGUAUCCACCGCCCCUGUCUUUUACGACGAAGUCGUCUACGACGAUUAUGACAGCCCAGACAUCGUCCUAAAUAAGGAUGCAGGACUCCGCAGGACAAGCCACAAGUCUGUGGAGGGCACUUACCAAGGAUGUUUGAGCGAAGACUACAUAACCAAUGGAACGUACAUUUACUUCAAUCUUACCCAGGAUAUGAAGGACGAGUUUAGCGUCAGCAACGAAGCCGAGGCCUGUUUCAACCUGUGUCUCAACAAGGACCCCUUCUCCUUCUUCGUCAGUGUCAACAAAGGACUCAGAGGCUCCAAUGAUGGUUGUGGUUGUCACGCUGAGGACGAGAUAGACCUACAGAAGAUUGAAUGGGAUGACAGCGCCUGUGAUGAAGACGAGAACUGCGCAAGAAUUUACUGUGGGCCUGAGAACAUCGGCUGCAUCAAUGCGGCUCCUCCAUCUUUCCUCAGUUGUUCCACCAACGUGUUUUGGUUCAUCGUGUCGUUCCUCGUCGUGUGGACAGAGUGGAUGAGGUGACCGCUCGAAGCAAGUGCCCGUGCUGACAUAAGGGCUUCUACUGUGUAACUCUACUUAUAACUAUCCUGUACAAAGUCAUUUCUUUUCUUAUCUAUGAAAGAUAAAUAUUUACAUGGUUAAAUGCAUAUUGUUAUAUAUAAAAUAUAGUUUUUCUAAUGAAUACUAGCUAUGUUGAAAUUUAUUCCUGACGAUGCAUAGCAGAUAUAAUAAAUGGGGUAAUUAUUUUA
Molecule: messenger RNA, 1718 nt
Organism: Macrobrachium nipponense
Lineage: Eukaryota; Metazoa; Arthropoda; Malacostraca; Decapoda; Palaemonidae
Exons: 5
Coding region: 868-1491 (207 amino acids)
Source: RefSeq, a predicted model, not a curated record